UGCGUCGUGCGUAUUGGUCUGGUAAAGUCCUCCGGAGCGCGGCGCGCUCUCCUCGCGGUGCGUAAAGACAGCUGUGCCACGCAAUGCGCCGAGAGUACUUUUUCAUAUGUUCACCAGCCUGGCUUCUAUUGCUCCUCGUAGAAAGGAAUCAGCUCAGUUGACGAGAUAUGAUCUAUUUUUAACUUCCAACUCACCAAACGGUCAGACAGAUGCCCGGAAGAUGGACCCGCUGUACAACACCACCGAUUGUAACGGGACGACCGGCUCCGUUAACUGCAGCGACGGCUUCAACCAGUUCGUCCAGCCAGUGUGGCAGAUCACGCUGUGGGCUGUCGCGUAUUGCAGCAUGGUCGCGGUGUCUGUGGUUGGAAACAUGGUGGUUAUCUGGAUUAUUCUGGCGCACAAAUGCAUGAGGACCGUCACCAAUUACUUUCUGGUCAACCUGGCCUUAGCUGAGGCUGCCAUGUCUGCAUUCAACACAGUGAUCAACUUUGUGUAUGCUGUUCACAACGAGUGGUACUUUGGUUUGGUUUACUGCCGCUUCCACAACUUCUUCCCCAUUGCAGCCAUAUUUGCCAGCAUUUACUCCAUGACGGCCAUCGCUCUGGACAGAUACAUGGCUAUCAUCCACCCCCUGAAGCAGAGGAUGUCUUCCACACAGACCCGUGUGGUGAUUGGUGUGAUCUGGACCCUGGCUCUGCUUCUAGCCUUCCCUCAGUACUACUACUCAUCUACCGCCCUGCUGCCCGGACGCUCCGUCUGCUACAUAGACUGGCCUGAGUACUCCACUCUGGACUUCAAGAAGAUAUACUACGUGUGUGUGACACUGCUCAUCUACUUCCUGCCCCUGUGCGUUAUGGGCUGCGCAUACACAACCGUAGGUGUCACCCUCUGGGCGAGUGAGAUUCCCGGAAACUCGUCCGAACACUACAAACAACAGCUCAUUGCCAAACGCAAGGUGGUGAAGAUGAUGAUCGUGGUGGUGUGUACGUUCGCUGUCUGCUGGCUGCCCUAUCACAUCUACUUCUUACUGCACCAGUUCUUCCCGGAGCUGUUCGAGCAGCGCUACAUCCAGCAGGUGUACCUUGCCGUCAUGUGGCUGGCCAUGAGCUCCACCAUGUACAACCCGAUCAUCUACUGCUGCCUCAACAGAAGGUUUAGAGCAGGUUUCCACCAGGCGUUUUGCUGCUGCAACCCCACCAUCAUCAAGGAGGAGCUAGAGCUCAAGUCACCUCGUUACCUGCAAGCACAGGCGAGCAUAUACCGAGCCAGCAGGAUGGAGACAGUUGUCUCCGUUGCAGACCACCCUGCAGCAGAGGAUCAGAAGAGGGCAGAGCUGCUCUGUGCCUCUCUCACCCCGCCUCACCUGGGGGUCACAACCAAUGGCUCAGGCCCCGAGAUGUUGACCGCAUGAGUCCUCAUAGUCCCUCGCAGCAGAGCAGACACCUCGAAGAGUGAUGUGCUGCAGUGCAGAAACAAAGUGCUGCCAUGUGGUUAAAACCUGUCACUGCAUGGGACAGUCAUGAUCAGAUGGCAAAGAAAUCUGCACUUGAUCUGGUCCAUUAUUGAUAUUUUGUUCGAGCCGUUUUGCCAAGUGCAUGAAUACCCAGUGGACUACAAACACUGCAGUACAUAUCACACUGGGUCUUUUCAUCGGUCAGCACGAGUGCGGCGUCGUCACUUGACCCCACAGCAUUCUCGGGCUGCCUUUGGAGUGAGACCUUCGGCUUCCCCUGGCAAUGGCGCCACGUCAACUUCUGUCUGUGGCGACGUGAUUGUGUUGUGUGGAAAUAGGGAGGUCAGCGUCAGAGCGUGUGCGUGGAAAUCUAGCACCUGUUGGACGGGAUUAGCCCCCUUGUUUUGACAAUGUGUAGAGCGGGGUACAGCCACAGCAGCUAAAUAUACAGGACGGAGCAGCAGACAGGGAGACACAUAGGGAAGGAUUGAUAAAGUGGGGGAGAGGAAAAGAAAGGAUAGGAAAACAUGUGGAGCUACACUGCCAGUGAACCAUCUGUGUGCUCUCUUUACAGGCUAAAGACUGGGGGUUUUGAUUUGUCACUGGUGAGGAAGGAACGAUGCUAUUUCAGCCUCGGAGACAACAGCUGCACAACACUGGUCAAAGAAUGGCCACGUAGGGUUUACUGAACUUUACCAACUCUCUUUCUCAUUAUGUGAGCGGGGACCAAAUAUUUUAUAUCCUGUGGUACAAGGAUGCCUCGCUAUUUAUGGAUUAAUUUCAAUAAUCUGCAAAUGAUCCAUGUAUUGUAUUUGUUGUUAGAGCCAAUUGGUUUGUAUUUAUAUGGGUUUUAAAUUGGACUGGAACAACAUGUUGAUUACACGGAUAAGUUGAUUUGCAUGGAGUACUUGACUCCAAUCAUCAGGGAUUCUUAAAACAUUAAAGGAAGACACUGAAAAUAAUGGUGCUCUGUAAACUUUUUGAAACUGAUAUGUCUGACAGCAGCUCAAGCGCGUUGCUCAAUGUGAACUCCUACUGCUGCAAGGGUUCUGGAAAUGUAUGGUCCUUGUCCCCCUGAAGCAAACAAAUAAUGUUGCUUUAAGCUUUUUUUGCAACAGUCCCCUUCAUAUAAAGUCUCCUGUGGUGCUGCAUUUGACCUGCUGCAACUGAUGAUGUCACCAAUUUGCCAAAAUCUCCUCAAGGUUCAUGUGGGCAAAUAAGACAAUCAGAAGGCUAAAGAAUACUUUUUUUAAUUUGCACGGUUUUAUGUUAACAUUUGUUUGUAGUUUAUAACAAUCAUGGCUAAAACCUAUUAUUUCAAAUUGUUUUUAAUUUCAGGGAAUGUUACGAUAUCUCAUGCCCCCCCAGGUAGUCCCUCUUGGUUUGGGAGUCACUGCUGUAGUGCAGAUCCUAAUGGCUCUUGUUGGUAAAGCCUUUUUUGGGGGGGCACAUUUACGAGCUGUAAGUAGUUUGGUUAUGUGUAUAUUUACCAAUAAAACAAAGUGAAGGAGAUUUCACAGUGUAUGUAACUUUUAGCAGAACUUUUAGCAGAUCAAUAAUAUUAAAUGACGUGUAUCUCCAUUUACAAAGUGAUCGAUAUUGAACACUAUCUACAGCGACUACAGACUUGAGUAAACCACACAUUUCUUAGUCAGCCCUCUACUUUAAAAUUGUAGCUUCUGAGAUGGAUAGCAUCUCCAUGAUUUUGUCUUUAAACUUCCUGAAUCCAUCCUGAAAGGAUCGCUGCCUAGAAAUAAAAUUGCUGCGACUCUGCUGCCUUGGUCAAGGAUUCUGACUUGUGUUUAAAGAUGCAUACUCUGAUUGAGUUGUCAACACACACUAGUUUAUAUAUUGAUUUGGUGGUUAUGCAGAUAAGCCUGUUAAUAAAAUUCACCUCAUAAAUCAUGACAUAUUUCUUUCAUUAGAUGAUGAAGUGAAUCAGCUGAUUCUAACUAUAAAAAGUGUUGGUAAUGAUAUUGGUGAUCCUUGUCGUGGGAUCACUUUGUAUUGCAUCUUAUCAGAGAGCUGGAAAUCUGUUGCCAUAGAAACAGCUACUGAAACUCACAGUGCUACCAGAAGUAAUCUGAUAACGUCUUGUCAGGUCACAUGACCUCCUCAUAACAUGGACGUGUUUCCAGCUUUGACCAAAAUGUCCAGUCGGCUGUUUCGACUGUGCUGGUUCUCCUGUGUGCUGUGUGCACACCUCAAGGCUUCCACCAUGAGGUUUGUCAGGAACGUUAGUGAACCAAGCCUUCAGCCACAUCUGAACAUGCUGUAUGAUGGGAGACACUUUUUCAGAGAGUGUGACAUGUGCCUUGCCCGUGUGCAGAGUAGUACUGGUCCCAGUGUGCAGCUUAGGCGGAUAAUUGACUGUUAAAUGAACAUCUGGUCAAAAAGAGGAAUGUGAUGGUAACACUGACUGACCGCAUGAUGCCUGUGGUGCCAAGUGCCACUGACAAGGACUCAUUUUAGAACAAAUCAAACCAGAACGUCACUCUGUAGAGCACAUACCUCUGCCAAGGCUCAGCAGUCCCCUUCAAUCAAGCUGCAACAGAUUUCACACGCUCAUGUUAGUCAGCUUUAUAUGUUUGUUUUUAUAUAUAUAUAUAUACUUGAAUUCCUUCCUCAAAAAUUCCUGGAUCUGUCUAUUUACCUCUUGGUCGAUGUCCUGUCCUUCCACUGAGUUUUGUGAGAAUCUGUUCUAUAGUUUUUGCAUAAAUCACCUGACGACAAACACACACACACACAUAUAAAAAUAAAUUGUUGCCGUUAAGGAGUCACCAACAUAUUUUUGGGAGACAAUUACUAUGUAGAACCUCUGCUUUACUUGAAUGUAACAUUUUGUGCUUCUUUAUAUUUUUUACUUAACUACAUAUAUAUGAUUUUGACAUGUGACUCAA
This is a messenger RNA of Platichthys flesus (European flounder), 4356 nucleotides long. It is a transcript of the gene tacr1b, whose product is annotated as tachykinin receptor 1b. The record is from RefSeq and is a predicted model, not a curated record. Gene Ontology annotation, biological process: positive regulation of flagellated sperm motility; G protein-coupled receptor signaling pathway. Gene Ontology annotation, cellular component: plasma membrane; sperm midpiece. NCBI's taxonomy places the organism in Eukaryota, Metazoa, Chordata, Actinopteri, Pleuronectiformes, Pleuronectidae. Gene Ontology annotation, molecular function: substance P receptor activity.